Molecule: messenger RNA, 479 nt
Organism: Cherax quadricarinatus
Lineage: Eukaryota; Metazoa; Arthropoda; Malacostraca; Decapoda; Parastacidae
Source: RefSeq, a predicted model, not a curated record
UUAAUGUGUAUCUUUAUAAGUGCAACGUUCAGAGUGUUGGUGUGGUGAUGAGAAACAUAGUGGGGUACUGACGUUAUGUUGUAUGGCUACAGAUUUGAGAAUACCAGCAGGACUGUCCUCAGCAGCACUGAUGCCAUUACCAAAGAUUCCGACUGUGGAGCUAUGUCUAAGUGGCCUGAGUGACGCUGAUGUAAGUCAGGCGUGUGAAGUGGUCCAGGAGUUGCAGCCCGCAGGAGGGUACAGUGACAUCAAUUGCAAGCCUAGCUCUCUGACAGAGGUGGGCUGCCAAGACUUGAUCCACGGUCUGGUGAAGCACAGUGUCAGGUUAGGACGGAUAACAAUACUCACUAACGUGGUCAUUACCAACGACCAGAAGGACCAGUUGACCUCCCUGGCUGGGACAGCACUCAAAUGUUUCUUACUCUUGUAAGUACCUUUGUUACUCACUCUUGUAAGUACCUUUGUUACUUGUGUCAUCA